Molecule: messenger RNA, 213 nt
Organism: Thlaspi arvense
Lineage: Eukaryota; Viridiplantae; Streptophyta; Magnoliopsida; Brassicales; Brassicaceae
Source: the annotation of a GenBank genome assembly
AUGACAAGUGAAGCACCAAGUUGGGCGGAUCAAUGGGGAACCGGAGGGAUCGGAGAGAUGCCGGAGGAAGAGAACACCAACGGUGCCGGCGGUAAGAAGUCCGGCAAGACCAAAUCCGGAAUUAACAAAGGCAAGAUCGUUGACUUCAUAAGUUUCAAGUGGAUGAAGAAUCUUGUGACUAAGAAGAAGAAAGACUCUAAUUCUUCAAAAUGA